CCAUAAUUGAUAAAGAUUCAUUCUUUAUUGAUUGUUAUCCGGUUAUAUUUUAAGAUUUUCAUCAUUAUUGCUUAAUUUGUUCUUAUCGAAUAGAUACGCGUAGAACUUUAUCUACCCUUGUCUUCUUUCGGGAUUUUUCUUCUUUGUGAUUGUUCACAUUAGAUCUGAAUGUCAGAGUAUGGCUUCUCUCUCAUCUACUCGUCAUGUUCUUCUCGAUCUAACGGAAAUGGAGAUGAGCAACGAAGAACAAUAUGUUUCCUUUCACUCUUUCUUACUAGGGUUUAAUAAUUUACUAAGUUUUUUUUGUAUGUAAAACAACCCACUUUCCAGUGUUGUGUAAUCACUAAGAUGGGGUGCUUUUCUUGCUUGAUUACUCGUGGUAAAGAUGUAUCGGAUUUUGAUGAAGAUUGUAACAAGCGAUCUGCUGAAUCGUCAGUUAAUGGAAAGGGGAAGAAUAAUAGUGGUUCAUUGGAUAAGAAAGGGAAGGAUUGUGGAGAUGUAAAGGGUAGCAAUGCUGCUGCUCGAAGUUUCACAUUUCGCGAGCUUGCUAAUGCCACGAGGAACUUUAGGGUAGUUAAUCUAAUUGGGGAAGGCGGUUUUGGUAGAGUUUACAAGGGAAGACUAGAAUCAGGGCAGUUCAUUGCAGUUAAACAACUGAAUCUAGAUGGGCUUCAAGGGAACCAGGAAUUCAUUGUUGAAAUUCUUAUGCUAAGUCUCCUUCAUCAUCCAAAUUUAGUCACUUUAUUUGGGUAUUGCACUGAUGGUGACCAAAGGCUUUUGGUUUAUGAAUACAUGGCUAUGGGUAGCUUGGAAGAUCAUCUUUUCGAACUUGAUAAUGAUAAAGAGCCUCUUAAUUGGUGCACAAGAAUAAAGAUUGCAGUUGGUGCAGCCAAGGGACUUGAGUAUCUACAUUGUAAAGCAAAUCCGCCAGUUAUUUAUCGCGACCUUAAAUCAGCAAAUAUAUUGUUGGAUGAAGAUUUCAAUCCCAAAUUGUCUGAUUUCGGACUAGCUAAAUUAGGUCCGGUUGGUGAUAACACUCAUGUUUCCACCCGAGUAAUGGGAACUUAUGGAUAUUGUGCUCCGGAGUAUGCAAUGAGUGGAAAACUGACUCUUAAGUCCGAUAUCUAUAGCUUUGGUGUUGUUCUAUUGGAGUUGAUCACAGGUCGAAAGGCAAUUGACAAUACUAAGAUGCAAGGAGAGCAGAAUCUUGUUGCUUGGUCUCGUCCUUUUCUAAAGGAUCGCAAGAAGUUUGUUGAAAUAGCUGAUCCCCUUCUACAAGGCAACUUCCCUGUUCGUAGUUUUCAUCACACGGUUGCCAUAACUGCAAUGUGUCUUCAGGAGGAACCGAAUUUUCGCCCAUUAAUAAGCGAUAUUGUUGUAGCUCUCGAGUAUGUGGAAACCCAAACACAUAAAUCGGAAUCUCAGAAGGGUUCGUCUCUUAAUCACCAAACAUCAUCGUGACCAACGUUACAUUCAAAAUCAUCCAUAUAUUUCUUUCAAGUUUGAUUGUUUUUAAUAUUUGUGUAUAUAUAUAUAUAUGUUUAUUUGUGAUUUAAUUAAAAUGAAAGAAAAGAAGAAGUAAUGUUGAAUUUUGGCUAGGUUUAUAAUCUCAUAGUAAUAAUGAAUGAGCCUCUUGAGUUGUGAAGGUUUUAUAAUUGGCUUUAUUGGAAUAUGAUUUAUAUUUAAUAUGUUAUAUAAAUGGAGUUAGUUUUCAAAUU
Molecule: messenger RNA, 1718 nt
Organism: Impatiens glandulifera
Lineage: Eukaryota; Viridiplantae; Streptophyta; Magnoliopsida; Ericales; Balsaminaceae
Product: probable serine/threonine-protein kinase PBL21
Exons: 6
Coding region: 349-1461 (370 amino acids)
Biological process (GO): protein phosphorylation
Molecular function (GO): ATP binding; protein kinase activity
Source: RefSeq, a predicted model, not a curated record